AUGUCUCCUAAGCCAAUUCUUGUGAAAACUGAAAAUCAAAAGAGUAUUAUAUUAACACCAAGUAGAAUAGUAAGUCGACCCGAUAAUCUUGAAGGCGGUGAAGAAACUGAAAUAGCUGCACAAAUAUUAGUGCCCCAAGAAGGUGGAUGGGGUUGGAUUGUAGUUGCGGCUUCAUUUUUAAGUGUUUUUAUAUUAGAUGGAGUAACCUUCACUUUUGGGAGUUUGAUAAAAGAUAUGUCGAACGAUUUUAAUAUUUCAGAUUCUUUUAUAGCUUUUGUGAACUCUUUGGCAAUAGCGAUUUAUUUUAUUGCAGGUCCUAUGGCUUCCGCAUUUAUCAAUCGUUUUGGUUUUAGAUCUUGUAUAAUGUCGGGAUCUGUACUUAGCUCGUUAUCUUUGUUCAUUUCUUAUUUUUCAACCAACUAUCCAUCACUUUGUUUAUUUUAUGGCUGUUUCGCAGGCUUUGGCUACUGUCUAAUUAAUAUGGCAGCCGGUCUUGUUGUAGGAUUCUAUUUUGAAAAGUUACGUUCGCUAGCGUUGGCUAUAGCAACAUGUGGUUCAAGUAUAGGUAUCAUGGUAUUUUAUCCAUUAAACACCUACUUGGUCAAAUUAGCUGGAUGGCGAACUGUUACACUAUUGCACUCCGGGCUUCUUGGUAUAACUUACUUUUUGGGUAUGACCUUCCAACCCUUACUCUCAUUUACAGUUGCGAAGACAACAGAGGACCCUACACGUACUGUUACCUAUUUACCAAGUUUAUCAACUGCUGCAGUACGUCCCAUGGUGUCUCGUACCAAGGCUGAAGGACUAGUGCCCACAGCUACCGAACGCUUAUUUUGUGCCGUUUCAAAUUUGAAUUUUCCAACUGCAGCUGCUGUAGUAGAUGACAAUAAAUUUACAUCAGAUGCUCAACCUGGUCCGUCAACGGGAGCAGUAUCUAAAUUAACAUUAACUGCAAAUGCUCCUCAGGGUGGUAUUAGUCCUAGACAGUUAAAACAAUUUCAGUCUAUUAUGUCAAGAACAAGUAUUCAAGAUAAAAAGACCAUUGAAAUAACAGUAACUGUAGAACCGCCUAAAAAAACUGGUUGUUGCGGUCGUUUAUGUAAUUGGGAUCAACAUGUACCCCAAUCUCGCCCAAUGUAUCGAGAUGAUGUAUUUUACGAUGGCAAAUUAGAUAAACUUCCAGUUUACCAAAAAAGUAAGAUGACAACAGAAACAUCCAAAACUGGUUUAGAAUAUCAGUUGGCCGUCUCCAGAGCAGCAACAGCUAUAGACUUACGAGAAAGAAGAGGAGUAUUUACAACAGCUGCUAGAAGAGUGCUUGCAACAAUGAUGGACCCUAAACUAUUGAAGAAAAAAUCAUUUUUGUGUUUAUGCUUUGCUGGCAUGUUAAUUUAUGUAGGGUUUUUAGUUCCUUAUGUAUACAUACAAGAGAAAAAUAUUGAAGCUGGCCUAGAUCCCCAGCAUUGUUCUUUAUUUGUGAGUGUUAUAGGCUUUUCUAAUGCUGCAGGCAGGUUGAUAUUAGGGGCUGUCGCCUGUUAUUUUGAUCCGCUAUAUGUGUAUGUAUUUGCUAUGUUAAUAUCGGGAAUCAGCACGAUGGCUUCAAACUUGUCAUUUAGUUUAUAUUAUCAAUAUUUGUAUUGUUUUAUUUUUGGUUUCUUUGUUUCAAGUGUUGCUUCUUUAAGAAGUAUGGUAUUAGUAACUUUGUAUGGGCUGGAUAAUUUAACAAAUGCUACAGGGAUUGUUUUAUUGUUUCAGGGCAUUGGUAGUUUAAUUAGCACUCCAGUUGCAGGUGUACUUAAAAAUGUAUAUGGAUUCACGGUGUCCUUUUAUAUUGCUGGAAUAUUUAUAACGAUCGGUGGUCUUAUUCUAUUGCCCGUCAAAGGAAUGUCUUUCAAAGAACAAAAACGAACUUUACCAACAGUUCAAACUUAA
Molecule: messenger RNA, 1932 nt
Organism: Nymphalis io (European peacock)
Lineage: Eukaryota; Metazoa; Arthropoda; Insecta; Lepidoptera; Nymphalidae
Product: monocarboxylate transporter 6-like
Exons: 1
Coding region: 1-1932 (643 amino acids)
Biological process (GO): transmembrane transport; monocarboxylic acid transport
Molecular function (GO): monocarboxylic acid transmembrane transporter activity
Source: RefSeq, a predicted model, not a curated record